AUGGCCCUCCCGGCCCCGAGCCUGCCGGCCUUCGCCUCCUUCUGCAAAGACGCCCGCCUGGGACUCCCCCCGCCGGCCCCGCCGCUGGAGCUGCUGGAGGCCAAGCCGAAGCGGGGGCGCCGGGCGUGGCCGCGCAAGCGGAGCGCCGCCCACACCUGCACCUACCUGGGCUGCGGCAAGACUUACACCAAGAGCUCCCACCUGAAGGCCCACCUGCGCACCCACACCGGUGAGAAGCCCUACCACUGCAACUGGGACGGCUGUGGCUGGAAGUUUGCCCGCUCGGAUGAACUGACCCGGCAUUAUCGCAAGCACACUGGGCAUCGGCCCUUCCAGUGCCACCUCUGCGACCGGGCCUUUUCCCGCUCGGACCACCUGGCGCUGCACAUGAAGAGGCACAUGUAGGCCCUCCCCCCACCCCCAAGGACCAAAGAAGAUGAGGAUGCUGGGGGUACAGGCAGGAUCGUGUAGCUGGUACUACACCGGCCCAUACCGGAGGGGGGGCUCCGAAGAUGGGCAUCGACUCCAGGAGGCAGCUGGCACUCCCGUACUUCCUGAAGAGGCCGACCGGCCGUUCUCUUGCAACCGGGGAGAAUGGGGACAUAUUUAUAAGACGCUGAACGAGGCAGGACAGACAAAAGGCCGCGGAACUUUUUUUUUUAAGGGUUGGAGCCCCAUACCUCUAUUGUUCCAGAGCCCUGUGGCACGUGUAGGCUUACCGGGUUUCCCCCGGGGGGCAUAGGUUUUCGGGACAGUGCCCUGAAACGUGGACCUCUUCUCGUGGCUUGGAACGUGGCCUGAUCCGUGCAAUACCCUCGCCCGCCGCCUUCCCCUACACUAGGACGGCAAGACUGGAAGUCUUGCGAAGACGUGUAACUUUUAAUGUAUAAGAAAAGUUGGGUGUAAAUACUUGUAAAUAAUUUUAUACGGAAAUGGAACUUGUCGGACCAGAGGCAAAAUGGUUUUGUCUGUUUUUUU
Molecule: messenger RNA, 978 nt
Organism: Pogona vitticeps (central bearded dragon)
Lineage: Eukaryota; Metazoa; Chordata; Lepidosauria; Squamata; Agamidae
Source: RefSeq, a predicted model, not a curated record